AUGAUUGCGCCGAACGAAGAUCGAGCUUUUUAUGGGGUGCCGUCUGAUCGACUAUCGCCGGGGUUGUAUGAGAGUGUGGGGGGCCUUUCCCAGUAUACUAGUGCGGGCAAGCUAUGCGUUACAGGAAGCCAAGCGGCGCGUGAAAUUGGCCCGAUAUCGUAUAGUCGUCUUAUCUUGAGUGCGAUCAACGUCGAAUGCCUAACCCCUCCAGAUUUCCCAUCCACGAUGGACAAGUGA
This is a messenger RNA of Penicillium brasilianum, 237 nucleotides long. The record is from the annotation of a GenBank genome assembly. Lineage: Eukaryota; Fungi; Ascomycota; Eurotiomycetes; Eurotiales; Aspergillaceae.